This is a messenger RNA of Ixodes scapularis (black-legged tick), 2030 nucleotides long. RefSeq lists its product as uncharacterized. The record is from RefSeq and is a predicted model, not a curated record. Lineage: Eukaryota; Metazoa; Arthropoda; Arachnida; Ixodida; Ixodidae. The coding region runs from base 39 to 1262 and encodes 407 amino acids. Gene Ontology annotation, molecular function: nucleic acid binding; zinc ion binding. The transcript has a single exon.
AGAAGAAGAAGAAGCCGUUCGGAACGGCAGCGAGGAACAUGAUGUCUGGUGGAAACACCGUAUCGGCCACUGGCCGAGUUAACCCCGUAUCAUCCGACAACAGUACAAGCGACUACAAGGUAAUCCUUCCCCGCUUUCCAACCGGAAACCUCAUUCUAAACUCCGUAUUCCUUCAUGCCGACAUAAGCGCAAGGCGUUACUCAGCGCCAGACUUUCGUGAUGCCCUCAAAGACGUAAUAGAUCUCCGAGACGUAAAGGCAACCGGACAAUACCAGAUGAGCCACAUUUGGAUGGUCACCUGCACAAACGCGCUCGCGAAAGCGAAGCUGUGCCAGCAGAGAGAACUUCUCGUCAAAGGACGAAAAUGUCUGGUCAUAGACCCAGACACUCGUGACAUCAAGAUAAAAAUCAUUUGGUUACCAGACCACCUUGAAGACCGACGUGUCGCUGAGGCUCUGCAGGCCUACGGAACCGUGCGAAGCAUGAGCCGGGAGAAAAGGAGAUGCCCCGGCAUGGAACAUAUGGACACAUUAAAUAGAGAAGUGAACAUCACACUUCACGACGACAUCACGAUUGAGAAAGUGCCACAUCUCCUGAAGAUUUUUGGGUGCCAGUGCCUCCUACUCGUUCCAGGACGUCCACCUCUAUGCCUCAGGUGUAACAGAGUUGGGCAUGUACGCCGCCAGUGCAAGACCCCCCGCUGCUUUAAAUGUGGAAGGUACGGGCACACGACUGAUACGUGUGUCACAACGUACACAAGUAAGCUCCUUGGACCGAGAACCCAAGAGGCCGAAGAACAAAGUGAGCUGCUUAUGGAUGUCACGGAGGUCCUCGACGCCUUGGGGCACACACCACCGGCAUCAACGAUGGAAAAGUUCGUGGAACAGGAACACCCAAGGACAGCACCCGCCAUCAACGAAUCUAAGGAUGACCCUGGGGGCCUCUCGGAGCCACCACCACCUGCCGAGGACGGCACGUCAUCCUCAUCAUCAGAGUCAACGAUUGUCAGCGAGGCGGUUACAGAGUGCGACGAUGAGCAUGACGAGGCGGAUGCGGAACCCACAAUCAUCACACCGGCCUCUGAGACGUCGAGACCAACGGAUGAACCAGAAGGAACUUCAACGCCCCACCCGACCAAAAGUUCCUCUUCCGAAGAGCUCCCUUCGAAGAGGUCCAAAAAAGACCUCCAGCCGGCAGGAAUGCGGCACAAGCCGUACUCCAAGCUACUGGAGAACCUCAAGGGUACCGAGAACAGCACCUAAAAUGUCCUGAUGUAUCCCGCCCUUCCAUUACAUAUUCUAACGCUAAACGUUAGAGGUUUAGGGUCUAGAAGGAAGCAGUUUCAGCUGUUGCGUCUUUUGGAAAAAGAGAAAGUUGACGUUGCGGCAGUACAGGAGACAAAAUUAUCUACGGAUGAAGGCAUCGCAGACGCAUUAGAACCUUUUCUUAAGGAUUACGAAAUCUGCGUUAGCCAAGCCAAAGGAGUCUCUGCCGGAUGUUUUCUUUUUUUUCGUAAACAGCUCGAGCUAUCAUCAGUUUCCAUUCUUAAUGACCUGGAAGGGCGUCUUAUUUCCUGCGACAUUAGUUUUAGGCAGAUAGAAUGGCGCUUUAUUUGCCUGUGUGCUCCAAAUACGCCUAGAGAAAGAACAUCAUGUUUUGAACUUAUUUCGCCACUUUUCAACACAAACAGAACAAUAGUUGCAAUGGGAGAUUUUAACUGUGUUUGCAGUCCAGACGACCGAUCGGUGUCAGAAACUAGGUACGACGGAAGUGCCGCUGCUCUACGGAGCACGCUUCAAGACCAUAACCUUAUUGAUGUUGCUUAUAAGAAAGGUGAAUCGAUACGCUACACCCUUUUCCAAGGAACGUCUCACGCACGAUUAGACAGAAUAUAUGUUUCUGGUGAUAUAAUCGACUCCAUGAGUAAUUAUCAAGUCAAACCAGUUUUCUUUUUCGAUCACUGCCUGGUAUCAGUCUGCUUUGGGCCGCGCAGACUCCGAGGUGUUCAUCUGCAGUGGGAACACUGAAGC